This is a messenger RNA of Chironomus riparius, 688 nucleotides long. NCBI's taxonomy places the organism in Eukaryota, Metazoa, Arthropoda, Insecta, Diptera, Chironomidae. The record is from the annotation of a GenBank genome assembly.
CGAGUAUAAAAGCAGAUGCAUUUUUCUAUGUUAAUUAAGUUUUCAAUUGAAUUUGAAUCAACCAACAAGUUAAAGCAAUAAAAUGAAAUUCUUAGUUCUCGCUCUUUGCAUUGCUGCUGCCGUUGCUGCACCAUUGUCAGCUGACGAAGCAUCACUUGUUCGUGGAUCAUGGGCUCAAGUUAAGCACAGUGAAGUCGACAUCCUUUACUACAUCUUCAAAGCUAAUCCAGACAUCAUGGCUAAAUUCCCACAAUUUGCUGGCAAGGAUCUCGAAACACUUAAAGGAACUGGACAAUUCGCUACUCAUGCUGGAAGAAUCGUAGGAUUUGUCUCAGAAAUUGUUGCUCUUAUGGGUAAUUCUGCUAACAUGCCAGCUAUGGAAACACUCAUCAAAGACAUGGCUGCUAACCACAAAGCUCGUGGAAUUCCAAAGGCUCAGUUCAAUGAAUUCCGUGCCUCACUCGUUUCAUACCUCCAAAGUAAAGUUUCAUGGAACGAUUCUCUUGGAGCUGCCUGGACACAAGGUCUUGACAACGUCUUCAACAUGAUGUUCUCAUAUUUGUAAAUUUGAUGCUAGUGAAAACAAAAUAGGACCUUAAUUUACAUGUAUUUAUUGACAUCGAUUAAAUCAUGUAGAUAAUUUGACACGAUUCGGAAACCUUCAAUAAAAUAUUCUAAUUUACCAAUC